Molecule: messenger RNA, 640 nt
Organism: Tinamus guttatus (white-throated tinamou)
Lineage: Eukaryota; Metazoa; Chordata; Aves; Tinamiformes; Tinamidae
Gene: APOD
Product: apolipoprotein D
Biological process (GO): lipid transport; lipid metabolic process; tissue regeneration
Cellular component (GO): cytoplasm
Molecular function (GO): cholesterol binding
Source: RefSeq, a predicted model, not a curated record
CCAGGCACAACCAUGCUGAGGACGGCAGUGCUGCUCCCGCUGCUGCUCGGUCUCAUCGGCUUCGGAAAAGGGCAGACGUUUCACAUGGGACCAUGUCCAGACCCACCAGUCCAAGAAAACUUCGAUAUCACCAAGUACGUCGGAAAAUGGUAUGAGAUAGAAAAGCUGCCAUCAAAUUUUGAGAAAGGAAGAUGCAUCCAGGCAAACUAUAUGCAGGAUGAGAAUGGGAAGCUUAAAGUGAUCAACAAGGAGCUGCAGUCUAAUGGCAAAUUUAAAGAAAUCGAAGGAGAAGUCACAUACAUGGAGGUAAAGGAGCCAGCCAAGAUGGGCAUCAGCUUCAACUGGUUCACACCUUCUGCCCCAUACUGGGUCAUCUCCACUGACUACGAGAACUACUCGCUGGUUUACUCCUGCACUAACAUUAUCUGGCUCUUCCACAUCAACUACGCCUGGAUUAUGUCAAGAGCUCCUGAGAUGCACCCAGAAACCGUGACCAACCUGAAGAGUCUUCUCCAGUCCUACAAGAUCGACACCGACAAAAUGAUGCCCACGGACCAGCUUAACUGCCCUCCUGAGAUGUAACUGCGACAGCCCCACACCAGCUACAAACUUUCCCUCUUUCCUUAGGCUCCUCUAGGAC